CAGGCAUUUAUCAGCACCUCAAUUUUGUUCUAAAAAAAGAAAGAAAUGUCCGAGAAGGACCCAAAAUCAUCUCAGGACCUUACUGUUGUGGUGCAAACCUUGCUGCAGCAGAUGCAGGAUAAGUUUCAGACCAUGUCAGAUCAGAUCAUUGGGAGAAUUGAUGAGAUGAGUACCCGAAUCGAUGACCUGGAGAAGAACAUCUCCGAUCUCAUGACUCAGGCAGGUGUGGAGGAGUUGGAGGAGGAGAUAAAAGGUCAGUGAAACCUCUGGAACAGCUUGAAGGCAAAUGAGACCAACACCAUCCUAACUGCCAAGGAACACAGUGAGGACCUUCAACUGCAGUAUCUGAAUUUUAAAUGAAAUGUGAAUUAGUAAUUUUUAAA
Messenger RNA from Danio aesculapii, 383 nucleotides. Its product is annotated as heat shock factor-binding protein 1-like. Gene Ontology annotation, molecular function: transcription corepressor activity. Gene Ontology annotation, biological process: cellular heat acclimation. NCBI's taxonomy places the organism in Eukaryota, Metazoa, Chordata, Actinopteri, Cypriniformes, Danionidae. The transcript has 4 exons. The record is from RefSeq and is a predicted model, not a curated record. Gene Ontology annotation, cellular component: cytosol; nucleus. The coding region runs from base 46 to 261 and encodes 71 amino acids.